CCUCCUCCUCCUCUUCCUCCACCCGCAGCUCGCCCUCUGAUUGGUGCAAAGCAGCAGGAAAAGGAAGGAAAUCCACCACCGGAGGUGUCAGAAAAACUCAACCGGAGCAGGCGAUUCUGCAGACCCUAUCCAACCCCAAAAUCCAACCCCAAAAUCUAACCCCAACAUCCCGCCUCCGUCGCUUUGUGGCCGGCUGUGCUGGUUCCGAGGACUCGGGUCUAAUCCCAAAUCUCUGAGGUGUCCCUCAGCCCACGGUCACCGGAACCACCGGACAGAGGGCAGAACCAGCGGGAUGGCCGCGUACAAGCUGGUGCUGAUCCGCCACGGGGAGAGCUGCUGGAACCAGGAGAACCGCUUCUGCGGAUGGUUCGACGCGGACCUGAGCGAGACCGGGGAGCGCGAGGCCCGCAGGGGGGGCCAGGCCCUCAAAGACGCCGGCUAUGAGUUUGACAUCUGCUACACCUCCGUCCUGAAGAGGGCCAUCCGCACGCUGUGGUUCGUCCUGGACAGCAUCGACCAGAUGUGGCUGCCGGUGCAGCGCACCUGGAGGCUGAACGAGCGCCACUACGGGGGCCUGACGGGGCUCAACAAGGCCGAGACGGCCGCCAAGCACGGAGAGGCGCAGGUCAAGAUCUGGAGGCGUUCCUUCGACACCCCGCCACCGCCCAUGGACGAGGGCCACGACUUCUAUCAGGCCAUCAGCAAGGACCGCCGUUACUCUGACCUGACGGAGGAGCAGCUGCCCAGCUGUGAGAGUCUGAAGGACACCAUCGCCCGGGCGCUUCCCUUCUGGAACGAGGAGAUCGUCCCACAGAUCAAGGACGGAAAGCGGGUGCUGAUCGCCGCCCACGGCAACAGUCUCCGCGGCAUCGUCAAGCAUCUGGAGGGGAUGUCGGAGGAGGCCAUCAUGGAGCUGAACCUGCCCACGGGCAUCCCCAUUGUGUACGAGCUGGACAAGAACCUGAAGCCUGUGGGGCCCAUGCAGUUCCUGGGAGAUGAGGAGACCGUCAAGAAGGCCAUGGAGGCUGUGGCCGCUCAGGGCAAAGCCAAGAAAUAGACGGGGUCUUAAACCGGAGCCUAGAGUAUCGAUCAAUCACGAGCACUCAACAAAAACAACAAAAACAAGGGAAAAAAAGAUCAUUUAAGGUCAAGUCAACACAAACUUACACACAGCGUGCACUUUAUGAGUAGUACCCAGCUUUCACAAAGAGGUUGUUUGAUGUGAUUGAUCUCUGCUCUGCGAUAGGCCGAAGUCUGCAUUUCGUUAUUAGGGAAUCGAGUAUUGUUUCAACACUGACCAAAAUGGAAAC
Molecule: messenger RNA, 1310 nt
Organism: Menidia menidia (Atlantic silverside)
Lineage: Eukaryota; Metazoa; Chordata; Actinopteri; Atheriniformes; Atherinopsidae
Source: the annotation of a GenBank genome assembly